AUGAGUAUCCCAGAGCGACGCAACACAGUUGAGAGACUCGACCGACCGAGCGCGUAUUACGUGGGAAAGAACAAGAAGCGCAGAUACAAUGAUGAGCCCGAGGAGCCAAAAGACCCCAUGGAGGGAUUGAGGGACGCAACCACCCUCUAUGUGGGCAAUCUCUCCUUCUACACGACAGAAGAACAGAUUCAUGAACUCUUCUCCAAGUGCGGAGAGGUGAAGCGCCUAGUCAUGGGCCUCGAUCGAUACAACAAGACCCCUUGCGGAUUUUGCUUUGUCGAAUACUACACGCACCAGGACGCGCUCGAUUGUCUGAAAUACGUUGGAGGAACCAAGCUGGAUGAGAGAAUCAUCCGGACGGAUCUUGACCCGGGUUUUGAGGAAGGUCGGCAAUACGGGCGCGGAAAAUCUGGAGGACAGGUCCGCGACGAAUACCGAGAGGAGUACGAUCCGGGUCGUGGUGGUUACGGACGAGCAUAUGCCGACGAUCAACGACGACGCGAGGAGGAGGAAUAUGGGGCCGGUAGGUAA
Messenger RNA from Aspergillus calidoustus, 531 nucleotides. The record is from the annotation of a GenBank genome assembly. NCBI's taxonomy places the organism in Eukaryota, Fungi, Ascomycota, Eurotiomycetes, Eurotiales, Aspergillaceae.